AUGGCUGGAUUCACUUUGCCUGCACUUCCGGCUGUUGGAGCUGCCUGGGGACCUCCAUCGGACCCCCAGGGUGAGCUUUUGUCUCAAUACCACGACGUUCCUUUCGCGCCCUUCUCCAAGGGUGACAAGCUUGGCCGUACCGCGGACUGGACUCAGGAGGCUGGAAAGGAAGGUGCUAGGGGUGAUCAGGGCAAGCAGAGAGGCGCUUUCGGACGCUUCAGAGAUCAAUACCAGGCUUACGGUGCCGGUGUCACUUCUCAGUUCGCCUACCAGCACGGUGAGGAUGAGGCUUCUUUCUCCGUCGUCGAGAACCGCGCUUCUACCAAAACUCGUCUCGGUGGUCGUUCCGGAGGAUACGCUACCCGUGGCAACCGUGGUGGACGUGGUGCCGCUCAGCAGCGCGGCGGUCGUGGCGGUGGAUUCUCGCGUAUCGGCGGUCGUGGACAGCAGCAGGAUGGUCGUCGUGGCGGCGCGCAGGCUGGCCGUGGUGGACGUCGUUUCGGUUGGAAGGACUGGGACAAGCCUCAGCGCAUCCGUGACGCAUCCGUCACUCCCACCUCUGAGUGGACGAUGCUUGAGGAGAUCGAGUUCAACCGUUUGGCUAAGCUCUCUUUGGAGGCUAUGGAGGGUGAGGAUGUUGAGACUUACGGAUCGGUGAACUACUACGACAAGACUUUCGACAAGAUUACUACCAAGAACUCCGCUCCUUUGCAGGUCAUUGAGCGCGUCAGAUACAACCCUACCACCUCCGUCGACCCCGUUGUUCAGAAACUCGCCAACGAGGGCAAGGCCAACGUCUUCGCUACCGACUCUAUUAUCUCCAUGUUGAUGUGCGCUCCUCGUUCCGUCUACCCAUGGGACAUCGUCCUCGUCAAGGAGGGUGACAACCUCUACCUCGACAAGCGCGAGGGCGGACCUUUCGACUUUGUCAGCGUCAACGAGAACGCCGUCGAGGCACCAAUGGAGGCCACCGACGGUAAGGAGACCAUUAACACCCCCGCAUCCCUUUCCCUCGAAGCCACCUACAUCAACCACAACCUUGCUCAGCAGACCAUCAAGGAGGAAGAGCAGUACAAGUUCGACAAGGAGAACCCAUUCUAUAACCCUGAGGACGAGACCGAGCCACUGGCAUCCUGCGCAUACCGCUACAGGAAGUUCAACCUCAACGUCUCGGAGGACGAGGACCCCAUCAACCUCAUCAUCCGUACCGAGGUUGACGCCGUUCAGAAGACUCCCUCUGGUGAGGACCAGUUCGUCAUGAUCAAGGCCCUCAACGAAUUCGACAGACAAGGCGCCUCCGGCGGCAUCGACUGGCGCUCCAAGCUCGACUCCCAACGCGGAGCUGUCGUCGCCACCGAAAUGAAGAACAACUCCCUCAAGCUCGCACGAUGGGCCGUCCAAUCUAUCCUUGCUGGCGUCGAACAAAUGAAGAUCGGAUACGUUUCCCGCGCUACCCCCCGCGACGCACAACGCCAUGUCAUCCUCGGUGUCGCCGGUUACAAACCCAGGGACAUUGCGUCUCAGAUGAACUUGAAUUUGGAUAAUGGAUGGGGUAUCGUUCGUACGAUUAUUGAUUUGUGUUUGAGGAUGGAGGAUGGAAAGUAUGUUUUGGUUAAGGACCCGAACAAGAAUGUGUUGAGGUUGUAUGAGGUUCCUAUGUCGACUUUUGAGGAGGGUGAGGAGGGUGAGGAUGAGGAGGAGGCGCAGGUUGUUCAGGCUUAGAUUUUGGCAUGACACGCGCUUGAUCAGACAUUUGAAGAA
Messenger RNA from Saitoella complicata NRRL Y-17804, 1761 nucleotides. Its product is annotated as translation initiation factor eIF3d Moe1. Gene Ontology annotation, molecular function: translation initiation factor activity. The transcript has 2 exons. NCBI's taxonomy places the organism in Eukaryota, Fungi, Ascomycota, Saitoellomycetes, Saitoellales, Saitoellaceae. Gene Ontology annotation, cellular component: cytoplasm; eukaryotic translation initiation factor 3 complex. The coding region runs from base 1 to 1722 and encodes 573 amino acids. Gene Ontology annotation, biological process: translational initiation. The record is from RefSeq and is a predicted model, not a curated record.